Molecule: messenger RNA, 6769 nt
Organism: Thalassophryne amazonica
Lineage: Eukaryota; Metazoa; Chordata; Actinopteri; Batrachoidiformes; Batrachoididae
Product: E3 ubiquitin-protein ligase RBBP6-like
Exons: 20
Coding region: 855-6323 (1822 amino acids)
Biological process (GO): ubiquitin-dependent protein catabolic process; mRNA processing; protein ubiquitination
Cellular component (GO): nucleus
Molecular function (GO): nucleic acid binding; ubiquitin protein ligase activity; zinc ion binding
Source: RefSeq, a predicted model, not a curated record
AGUUCUGUCCUGCGCCAUUUUAGUGAACCAACGAGGAAAGAAGAAGCUGGGAAUGUCGACGUUGCUUUUGGUGGAAUUAAAUAUAUAUGUGUUGUGAGAAAGCUACGCAGCUGGACUUCGCGAGGAGGAAACGAAACGUGAACCGAGAGUCUUUUGUCUUCUGACUACAUAGCUUAUUUUGAUUUUUUUUUUUUGGACUGCUAACCUGAGCGACGCGGUUAGCGUAGCACCGUGAAGCUAAUUUUUAGGUGCACUUUGUUUCAGGCCUCCCCCCCCUUCCCCCAAUAAAACAUUAGCUAAUGUCGAGGUGUAGCAUGCUGCCUCGGCAUGAGUUAACUCGCUAACAUUGUAGUAUUCGAACGAUGCGGUGGACUGGUUGUUGGUCUCGGUGGUGUUUGGACUGAAGAGGUGGAUCGUUGUCACCAGGACUGUCGAGUUGCAGGCCUGCUGCUAGCUAACUGUUAGCUCUUCCAGCGGGCCGGCUCGGCCGUGACACCGGUUUUUUUUUCCGCCCAGGACUUUUCAUAACGGACAUAAUAUCACACUGCUGCUGGACUUCGUGGAUUUUGUUGGAUCCCGUUGUGCUCUUUUGGACCAUGAGGAACUGACGAAGCAGAGGACGCCAUUCAGUGGCGCUUUGGCCUUUUUCUUUUGUGUUCAUCAAGGACACUGUCGUCAUCUCCGAUCUGAAACUUUAUACUUAAAAAAUUGUCUGCAGUGUUUAACCGAAUAUAGUAAAGGUUUACGUCUUAAAGUUACGAGAAUUAGCGUUCUGUGUUUUGUUGACGCUGUUUUAUCAUACAAGGCCUGUGGUUGGUUUUCUUGUGAUAUAACGGUAGUACUGUUUAAACAAAAUGUCGUGUGUUCACUAUAAGUUUUCUUCCAAACUGGACUACAACACAGUCACUUUCGAUGGGCUGCAUAUCACUCUCAGUGAGCUUAAAAGGCAGAUCAUGGCCAGGGAGCGGCUCAAGGCCACAGACUGCGACCUACAGAUCACCAAUGCCCAGACUCGAGAAGAAUACACAGACGAUGAAGUCCACAUCCCUAAACACUCAUCCGUGAUUGUCCGCCGCACUCCAAUUGGUGGAGUAAAACCUGCUGGCAGGACGUUCAUUGUAGAUCGUUCUGACACAGCCAUGAAAGGAUCUUCUAGACUCACUGAUUCUUCUCCUUCUUUGUCACUCGCCCAACUUUCCAAGAUGCCUAACCUGGUUGAUGCAAAUGCAUCAGAGGAGGACAAGAUUAGAGCCAUGAUGACCCAAUCCAACCAUGAAUACGACCCCAUACAUUACUCCAAGAAAGUAAUUGGAGCGCCACCUGCUCAUUAUACCUGCUUUCGUUGUGGAAAGGCUGGUCACUAUAUUCGGCAAUGUCCUAUGCAGAUGAUUCAAGAUAAGAAUGUGGAUGGUCCCAAGCCCAUAAAGACUAGUAAGGGAAUCCCUCAGAGCUUCAUGGUGAAAGCAGAUCCAAAUGCCAAGGGAGCCAUGUUAACCAGUACUGGAGAAUAUGCUAUACCUGCCAUAGAUGCGGAGGCAUAUGCACAAGGAAAGAAGGAACGCCCUCCAUUUGUUCCCCAUGACCAAUCAUCUUCUGACGAUGACUCUGAUCCAAUCCCUGAUGAGCUGCUAUGUCCAAUCUGCAAUGACUUGAUGACCGAUGCUGUGGUUAUUCCUUGUUGUGGAAAUAGUUACUGCGAUGAGUGUAUUAGAAGCAACUUGCUUGACUCAGAGGAGCAUGUCUGUUUCACAUGCAAACAGUCGGACGUUUCACCUGACAAUCUCAUUGCCAACAAGUUCCUUCGACAGGCUGUAAAUAAUUUUAAAAAUGAGACGGGAUACACCAAACCUGGUCGCAAGCAGAUGCAGCUGGUAGCCCUGCCGCCAUCUCGUCCUCAGUUGGUCAGAGCUCUGCCCUCCAGACAGCAGCAGGACCCACUAUUGGCAAACGUCUCUCGCCCUCCAGCAACAAGUGUUCCCGCCACUGCCCCUCAAGCACGAGCCCCAUCGCCUACCCCGACACCCGCCCCUGCUUCAAGUCCUGCCUCGACCCCUGCCCCUGCACAGACUCCUGCCCCUUCCCCUGCACAGACUCCUGGUCCGGCCCCUACACAGACUACUGCCCCGUCCCCAAUAACUGCCUCAGCAUCUGUCCCUGCUCCAACAGCUGCCCCGACACAGACUCCUGCCCCUGCACAGACUCCUGCCCCUGCACAGGCUCCCACGCCUGCACAGACUUCUGCACCUGCCCUAGAUCCUGCCCCUGCACAUUCUCCUGCCCUUACCCCUAAUCCUGCCCCUGCACCGACUCCUGUUCCAACGGCUGCCCAGAUCCCUUCUCCUGCCACUACUCCUGUUCCAUCACCUGUUCCUGCCCCAACUUCUGCUACUGAUGGACAAGAGGCUUCGCGAUCUCCUGCACCUCUUGUUGACCACCAUUCUCCUGUACAUUCCACCAGUGAAGCUGAACCACCCCCACCAGGGGAGACUAACCCAGAGCCCACAGUGAUACCUGACUCGUCUCGGACCUCUGAAAGAAGACACCAGGGCUACAAUCUAAUGGUUGUUGGUCACCUGCCACCUUCAAGGCCAACUCUCCCACUUGGUCACCAGUCCCAGACUCAUCACUCCCACAAAGGAGGAAGUCGACAUUGGGAGAGCCUCAGGCCUUACAGAAGUAGAGAACAACGGCCCACUGCUCACCUACAAACGGCUCCACCUCCGGGCCCUGCUCCUCCAGUUUAUCAAACACCAUCCCUAUAUCCUCCACCAUCUCAGGCCUAUCACCCACCAUACACCUCUGGGCCUGGCCUGGUCCCACCUCCAGCAAUGAAUUACCAGCCUCAGCCUCUCUACGCACCUGGACCACCUGGGCUGAACCCUGCCUGGGUUGGCCCUGGUACCCAGCCUCCUCUUGUCACUCUUCCACCAAGCAUGUCUCAGCCUUCCCUUUCUAAAGAAGAUUUCUACAGACGGCAUGACCGUCGGGACAAAGUUCCUUCCAAACUGGAUGAAUUUACUAAAGACUUCCACAAAGAGCUUAUGAAGUACAGAAACCCACCAAAGAGGAGAAGGCCAUCUUAUUCCAGGUCCAGGUCAUACAGUCGCUCACCAUUCAGCCGUUCUCCAUACUCUCGUUCAAGAUCGAGGUCUAGAACCAGAUCUAGGUCUUACUCUUAUUCCCACAGUAGAUCACGGUCACGUUCCCGUGGCAGGUCUUUUCCUCGCUCCCCUUAUUCCAGACGCAAUGGACGCAGUUAUGGACGCUCAAGAACAAGGUCUCGCUCACGUUCAAGAUCUUACGGGUAUCGCCACUCAGGAUCUCCGCGAUCUCCUCCAUCUUACAGAGGUGGAGGCUGGGAGGGUGGGGAAGGUGUAGGAUCUUAUAGGUCUAGGUCACGAUCCCGGUCCCCUGGUGGAUACCGGAAUCGCAGCCCUGGCGGCUGGAAGCCACCGUUUCGAGAUCUGCCACAGUUUGAUGUGAAAGGUAUGAGUCCUGGAAGCCAUGACAGAUGGGAAAGAGAUCGUUGUCGACAGUGGGAGAAAGAAUACAGAGACUGGUGUAACAAAGUCUUCAAAGACUAUGAAAACCAACAUCCUUCUCUGCAUCAGAGAGGUCGUGGCAGCAGAGACCGGGAGAGAGACAGGCUCUCCCCAUUUUCCAGAGAAUACUCACCCCAAGGAAGAGGAAGAAGAGGGAAAGAAGAAAGGACUGCCCCACCUCACCAUCAUCCCCCGUCUUCCUCUUCAGGGACCAAAUCCAGCACUAAAGUCCUCAAGACUAAGAAAAUAAAAAAGAAGUCUGGGGAGGAGUCGGAAUCAUCCCACCAAUCAGCAGAAAGAGGUGAUGCUACACCUGUAAGAGAUGAACCCAUGGAUGAAAUGUCUUUACUUUCCAAAACACCUCCUGUCUCCUCAAAACCUGCAGCUACCACUGUGGUUACCAAGGCUCCAAGUUCUAAAAGCACGUCUCUGCCUGUUAAACCUGCAAGCAAGAUAUCGUCAAAAACACAGUCAGACAAGACCAAGAAGGACAAGGGUCAGAAGGUGAAAGCUAAAAUAAAGACUGAGGCUACGAAGUUGAAAGUGGAUAGAGUGAAAAGCAAGACUGGCGAUAGAGUGCUCACCUCAAAGAAAGAACUGUCCUCUGUUGCUAAAUCAUUAAAGACCACCAAAGUCAAAACUGAGGAGGGCUCGGACUCAAAUACCCACAGAAAAGACAAGAGUAAAAGUUAUGCAGUCAAGCCUCCCUUGCUCAAGACCCCACCCAUAUCCUCCCAGAAUGCCCUCCCGCUACCCCAUAACACUGUUCAUGAUAGCCAUCGCCUUGGCCCUGACUUUCGUGGGAGAAGAGAUCUUCCUCAUGGCAGUGGUGCCAUUCCCCUUGUUACCCAUUCGCAUGGACUGCCAGGCCUCCACAGACCCACUUCCCCAGGAGACAGCCGGCGACGGUUCGGCGACGGCAGCCGGUCAUUACUUGGCUCGCCGCCUGGCAAGCUAAGGAGAAUAGAUGGGAUAGGUGUCAUCAGCGAAAUCCAUUCUCACCCACACAUCUCUCUUCCACCUCACAUCCGUCGAACCCCACCCCCAUCUGAGAGGCCUGGUCUUCUCUUACCAGCAAGUCAUGAGUUGGGGCGUGGAGAGCCAGAUCGAGGAGCCAUCAAACCUCUAAUGGAACUUCAGUUGAAGCCACUGGUCCAGAAGAGGAUUAAGUUGAACAGAGAUGUGGUGAGAAAGGGCAGUUCUGAGAGAGUGCCGACAGACCGAGCACAUCUGGGGACGGAGAAGACAACCACAGCUUCUGAUCUGUCAGUUGGUGACAGCACUUGUGAAGGAGAAAGAACUACUAGUACAACUGAAGGAGAAGGAAGGAAAACUGCUCGAUCCACAUCUUCUGAGAGAGCAGGCUCUAGAGAAAGACCAGGAUCUGCUGGAGAGAUACCACCAGGUUCAGAAAGUGAGCGGGACAGAGCUUCAGGAUCAGACAGGGACAGAGAGCGCCCCCCGGUGUCUGAUCGAGACAGGGACAGGGUCUCAGGAUCAGGCAUGCAGAAAGCAGCUGUUACAGCGACGAGAGAGGCAGAAGGAGACAGGACAGUGAAGACUGAACGAAAGAGCUCUGCGUCUGGAAGUGGAGGAGGGGGGAGGUCUGUUUCUCUGGAUAAGAUGACCAUUGCAGAGAAAUCUAUCUCUAGGAAAAUAGCAGACCAGCAGGAAAAAUCAACCGUGUCUUCUAAGCAGAGGGGGAAGGGAUCUGAGAGAUCCACCAAACCUGACAGAAGUGUGUCCAAAGACAGAGCAGAGAGGAAUCUGCACUCUGGAGAAAAGUCGGCUACUGUUCGCAAAGAAGCUGGGAAAAAUGGUGAAGACUCUGCUGUGAAGAGCAAACCGAGGAUCAGUCGCAAAGUGCUGAGCAGCCACACUGUGGCUUCUACGAGAGACAUGAAGAGGGACUCGGACAAAGACCAGAAAAGUGCAUCUUCUAAACCUGCAGAAGCACCCUCAUGUAGCCCUCCAAAUACCAGUGGCCACACCCCCAGCCCAGAAAAGGAGGUUCCACUUAUUCAGGCACCUCCCCGCUCCAAGUGGGAGAGGGAAGACGACGAGGAGGAAGGGCUAGAAAAUGAGUUGGAACCACCCAAGGAACCAACACCGCCACUGCACAGGAGCCGCAGCAGUGAUGUGCAGCCGGAAGCACCGAAACCCGUCGCCAAUGAAAGCCGAGAGCGAAUGAGAGAUGAGAGGAGAGGAGCAGUGAAGGAAGAGAAAAAGGGUAGAGGAGGACCAAGGGAAGAGGGCAGAGGUGUCAGGGUGGCGCAUGUGGGUUCUAACAAACCAACCAAAGCUAAAGUGAGAGAGGAGGGGAAAGGGGGAACGGGGAAGGAGGAGAGAGCAGCGGAGGGCAGAGGUGGAGGAAGAGAGGAGAAUCGCGGCCCAGAACCCAAGAGGCAACGCUUGUGCUCCGACCUGGGCCGUGAGACAGACGAGGCCGCGUUCGUUCCAGAUUACAGUGAAGGAGAAGGCUCUGAGCCCGACAGAGGGCGGAGCCACAGCCCCAGCCAGUCAACCAGCCAACCGUCCCACAGUCCCACCCUGAGCAACCUCGGAGGCUCGGCCACCGCCACGGCAGAGAAGAAGAAGAAAAAACACAAGAAGCAUAAAAAGCACAAAAAGCAUAAGAAGCAUAGCAGCCAGGACAAAGAGGGAGAACACAAGGAGCACAAACAUAAACACAAGAAAAAGAAACACAAAAAGAACAAAGACAAAGAUGCAGAAGAGCAAGAGAGGACAGAUAAACCAGAGCAUGAGGUGCCAGUAAAAUAGGGCAUGGCUGCGCUGCUAAAACAAAGCCAUAGGCUAUAAUUUGUAACUAUCCUAAGAUGCAUCUAGAAAUAUUGUCUCCCGUUAGCAUGGCUGCACCUCCUGCUCAUUGAAAGGUAUGGAUGAAACACUGCAGGGUGUCUCAAAGUCCCAUGUUUUCACAGGACCCUGGCAUGGGGCUGCUCAGCUGCUGUGCUUCAUGUUACUCAAACUGUUGGAUGUACACGAAGCACCGGUGACCACUGCUAACAUCCAUGUGGAGCUUGGCUGGGCUCACAGACUCUGGCAGUGAAGUUCAGUGACAGGAAACCGAAAUACUGUACUCAGGGAUGCACUUUGUUUUCAUUGAAGGAGGAAUCACCGUUUCUCUGCCUCUUAUUAAACUGUAAAUAGAGACGAGCCCCACCACUUGAUUUUGGUCCUUGGUUGGUCAUGUCCCUGUGUGCUGG